Molecule: messenger RNA, 2164 nt
Organism: Tribolium madens (black flour beetle)
Lineage: Eukaryota; Metazoa; Arthropoda; Insecta; Coleoptera; Tenebrionidae
Product: TAR DNA-binding protein 43-like
Exons: 6
Coding region: 283-1635 (450 amino acids)
Biological process (GO): regulation of gene expression
Cellular component (GO): nucleoplasm
Molecular function (GO): RNA binding
Source: RefSeq, a predicted model, not a curated record
CUGUCAGCCGUCAUUCAAAAUCGCUAAUUCUCCAAAAUUGGCCCGAAAUCAAUCAUUACUCGUGAUUAAAUCCCAAUGGGUUCAUUAUUGACUCGCCGCCCCCGUUAGCCGCCCCCUGCGGCGCGUACUCUCGUUCAAUCCUAGUGUGCAACGAACCGGAAAUACGUCAAAAAACAAAUACGCAUCUGCAUCGGCUGCCAUUUUAUUUUAGUGACAAGUGCGUGCAAGCGUAUUUACAAAUACGCUUAAAUUGUGUGUCUGUGUGAGGGUGCGUGAGUGAGAAUGUCGGUGGAGUACCUCCAAGUGGCCGAGGACGAGGGCGAGGAGCCCAUCGAGUUGCCCACGGAAGAUGACGGGACUCUACUUCUGAGCACUCUGGCGGCACAGUUCCCGGGCUCCUCGGGACUCAAGUACAGGAAUCCCGAAACGAAAGCGAUGAGAGGGGUGCGAUUGAGCGAGGGGCGGCUGCAUCCGCCGCCGGAGAUCGGAUGGGGCUCACAGAUUUUCUACUGUGUCUUUCCCAAAGAAAACAAACGGAAGUCGGACGACAAUUUAGAAAAUUCAACAGCGAAAACGAAACGUAUGGAAACAAAACUAAGAUGUACAGAUUUGAUAGUGUUAGGAUUACCUUGGAAAACAACUGAACAGAAUUUACGGGAAUAUUUUGAAACGUUCGGUGAAGUUUUGAUGGCUCAAGUUAAGAAAGACCCCAAAACCGGCCAAUCGAAAGGCUUCGGUUUCAUCCGAUUCGCAUCGUAUGAAUCCCAAAUGCGUGUGUUGGCCCAAAGGCACAUGAUUGAUGGUCGGUGGUGUGACGUCAAAGUACCCAAUUCUAAAGAAGGUCUGAUCCAACAAGUGCCCUGCAAGGUGUUUAUCGGCCGUUGCACCGAAGAACUAACUGCCGAUGAUCUUCGCGAAUAUUUUGGCAAAUACGGCGAAGUCACCGAUGUUUUCAUCCCGAAACCGUUUCGCGCGUUCAGUUUCGUCACAUUUUUGGACCCCGAAGUGGCCCAAAGUCUCUGCGGCGAGGAUCACAUCAUCAAAGGUGUGUCAGUUCACGUUUCAAAUGCCGCCCCCAAAUCGGAAACACGAGGUGGCGGUUACGGGGGCGGCGGACCGCGAGGUGCCAAUCAUGGUAAUAACAGGAGCGGACCGGGAUCAGACGGACCAGGAAUGUACCAACAAAGAUACAAUCCAGGACCGAAUCAGGGGAAUUGGAGCAAUCAAGGACCGAGGGGGAAUAUCGACAUGCCAAAUUUACAGGCUUUAGGUAUAACCGGUCAAGGUCAGCAAGGUAGUAACCAACAAAGCUGUAAUCCGUUGGGUUUGGGUUUGAAUUUGAGCGCUUUACCCAUGAAUCCCGCUCUGGUCGCUGCCGCAUUGAAUCAAGCAGGCUGGGGGCUUAUCGGUAAUUUACAGAAUCAGCCCGAACCGAAUUUCAAUCAGGGCUUCAACAACGGCCCCAACAAUAACAGCGGCAACACGCCGAACGGCAGCAACCAGGGGGGUAGCAGCAAUCCAGGUUUUCUCAAUUGGAUGAAUCAGGGUGGCGGUCAAAAUCAAGAUGGCGGCCAAUGGCCUCGACCGCCCCCUCAACAGGCCCAGGAGAACAAGGGAUUUCUCAAGUACGACUAAAUCAAAUAAUUUUAAACCAACCAAUCACAAUCAUUCUAUCCACAUCCUUUUCCUUCAUUUUGAUUUUUCUAUUACGUUUCUUUCUGUUUUCUUGCCCACUUAGUGUGUGUCUCUCAAGUAAUAUAAUUCAGCACAUGUUGAGAAAAGCUUUCGGAAAUGUUGUGUGAAUGUCAAGUGGAAAAUUCGAGGACUAGUCAAUUUUAUACAAAAUAUACUCAUUUGUUAAUAUGCCGGAAGUGUGUGAGGUGAUUUUGUUUUGUUUUGUAUUUGUUGGUUGAAAUAGUUUUCCGGAAGCUUUUGCUUGUAAUGUAGAUUAGUCUAGGGAAAAAGAAAAUGUAUUGAAUAUUUGGUGAUUUUGAUUUGCCGAAGUUGGCAGUUCUGUUUUUUUUCUUCUAAGUGCAUCACGACGGUUGGAUCUUUCAUCGUAAGAGUUUUAAAAAGAUAGUGACUGUAUAUUUAAUUGUGUUUGACUGGGUUUUUAAAGGAAAAUUAUGUAAAAGAGGUGAUAAUAUUAUAUGAGUGCAGAUGA